Molecule: messenger RNA, 492 nt
Organism: Penaeus monodon (black tiger shrimp)
Lineage: Eukaryota; Metazoa; Arthropoda; Malacostraca; Decapoda; Penaeidae
Product: glycine-rich cell wall structural protein-like
Exons: 2
Coding region: 22-492 (156 amino acids)
Source: RefSeq, a predicted model, not a curated record
AAGACGACACACCAACCGAUCAUGAGAGCUCAGCGACCAGUGGCGAUAAUGGCUGCCAUGAUGGCCGUGAUGUCCGUGGCAGCGGCUGGUGGUGGAGGCGGAUAUGGUGGCAGUGGAGGAGGUGGAUUUGGCGGAAGACAUGGAGGUGGUGGAUUCGGAGUUGGUGGAUUUGGUGGAGGAAACGUCGGUGGCUUUGGCGGGGGACACGGCAGCGGUUUUGGAGGUAGCAGCUCCGGAGGAUACGGCGGAAGCAGCGGAGGCGGAAGAGUAUCCGCAGGAGUCUUGGUUGGCAGCGGGUCCCUUCCGAGCGGCGGCGGAGGCGGAUACGGAGGCGCAAGCGGAGGCGGACAUGGAGGCAGCUUCGGCGGUGGAAAUGGAGGCGGUUUCGGAGGUGGCUUUGGGGGCGUCGGAGGUGGUCACGGAGGCAGCUUCGGCGGUGGAAAUGGAGGCGGUUUUGGUGGCGGAAGUGGAAGCAGCGGCUACGGGAAAUAA